AUGGGAAAGGAAAAGAUUCACAUUAACAUUGUCGUCAUUGGACACGUCGACUCCGGCAAGUCCACAACCACUGGUCACUUGAUCUACAAAUGCGGUGGUAUCGACAAGCGUACCAUUGAGAAGUUCGAGAAGGAAGCCCAGGAAAUGGGCAAAGGUUCCUUCAAAUACGCUUGGGUAUUGGACAAACUGAAAGCUGAGCGUGAGCGUGGUAUCACUAUUGACAUCGCUUUGUGGAAAUUCGAAACUAGCAAAUACUAUGUAACUAUCAUCGAUGCUCCCGGACACAGAGAUUUCAUCAAGAACAUGAUCACAGGAACCUCCCAAGCCGAUUGCGCCGUGCUCAUCGUCGCCGCUGGUACCGGUGAGUUCGAGGCUGGUAUCUCAAAGAACGGACAGACCCGUGAGCACGCCCUGCUCGCCUUUACCCUUGGUGUCAAGCAGCUGAUUGUUGGAGUCAACAAAAUGGACUCGACUGAACCCCCAUACAGCGAAUCCCGAUUCGAGGAAAUCAAAAAGGAAGUCUCCUCCUACAUUAAGAAAAUCGGUUAUAACCCAGCUGCUGUCGCUUUCGUACCUAUUUCUGGUUGGCACGGAGACAACAUGUUGGAGGCGUCUACCAAAAUGCCCUGGUUCAAGGGAUGGCAAGUUGAGCGCAAGGAAGGAAAGGCUGAGGGUAAGUGCCUCAUCGAGGCCCUCGACGCCAUCCUGCCCCCCGCUCGCCCCACAGACAAGGCCCUUCGUCUUCCCCUACAGGACGUCUACAAAAUCGGCGGUAUUGGUACGGUGCCAGUAGGCCGUGUCGAGACUGGUAUUCUCAAACCUGGUACCAUUGUUGUUUUCGCCCCUGCCAAUAUCACCACUGAAGUUAAAUCUGUGGAGAUGCACCACGAAGCUCUCCAGGAAGCUGUACCCGGUGACAAUGUUGGUUUCAACGUUAAGAACGUUUCCGUCAAGGAACUUCGUCGUGGUUACGUCGCUGGCGACUCCAAAAACAACCCACCCAAAGGAGCUGCAGACUUCACGGCUCAAGUCAUUGUGCUCAACCACCCUGGACAGAUUUCCAAUGGCUACACACCAGUUUUGGAUUGCCACACUGCCCACAUUGCCUGCAAAUUCGCUGAAAUCAAGGAGAAGGUUGACCGUCGUACUGGUAAAUCAACUGAAGAAAAUCCUAAAUCUAUCAAAUCUGGUGAUGCCGCUAUCGUCAACCUAGUUCCUUCCAAACCACUGUGUGUGGAGUCCUUCCAAGAAUUCCCUCCCCUUGGUCGUUUUGCUGUGCGUGACAUGAGGCAAACGGUGGCCGUUGGUGUCAUCAAGGCUGUCAACUUCAAGGAAGCUGGUGGCGGUAAAGUCACCAAGGCUGCUGAGAAGGCUACUAAGGGCAAGAAGUAG
This is a messenger RNA of Chilo suppressalis (striped riceborer), 1392 nucleotides long. NCBI's taxonomy places the organism in Eukaryota, Metazoa, Arthropoda, Insecta, Lepidoptera, Crambidae. The record is from the annotation of a GenBank genome assembly.